AUACCAACUUCCAUUUUCUCGCCGGCUGGACUAACAUGGCGGCGUAUGGCGACCACAACAACUAUUUUGUGAGAGAAAUUGAGAAACACGACGGCUCCGUCUUGAAGGUUAAUCAGUGUCAUAUGGGGGACGUUGGUUGCGUGGUUUGGGAUGCCGCCAUUGUUCUUGCUAAGUAUUUAGAGACGAAACUAUUUCACGAACCAUCUUUAGGAGUUAACUUGUGGGCUGGUCGAAGAGUGGUGGAGUUAGGGGCAGGCACUGGGGUGGUGGGAUUGAUGGCAGCAACACUCGGCGCUCAUGUUAGUGUGACAGACUUGGAGGAUCUACAGAGCCUCCUGAACAUCAACAUCCAAGACAACCACACACUCAUCCAUAAUGGAUCCAUAACUGCCAAGGUACUAAAAUGGGGUGAAGAUGUAUCUGAUUUCCUGCCGUUUCCUGACUAUGUCCUUCUGGCAGAUUGCAUUUAUUACGAGCAGUCGAUUGCUCCAUUGACAGAGACCUUGAAACUGCUUGCUGGACCAGAGACCUGCAUCAUCUGUUGCUACGAGCAACGCACUGAGGGCAUCAACCCAAAAGUGGAAAGGCAGUUUUUUGAGUUGCUGCAACAAAGUUUCCAUUGGGAAGAAAUCCCUUUGAGCAAACAAGACCAAGAGUUUAGUAGUCCAGACAUCCACAUUCUGCACAUCCAAAAAAAUGAAAGCUUGUAAGAUGACAUUUGUGUAUGAAUGAAAAAUCAAGUAGAUUUCAGUAAAUAGCUAAUUAUUUGGGUGCUGUGUUUAACAUAUUUUAUAAUUAUCUGCAAGAUAAUAAUAAUAAAAAAUAAGUGGUGAUAGUUUGAUUGGCAACACAAAAAAUUGGCCCUAGUGUGUGAAUGUGAGUGUGAAUGUUGUCUGUCUAUCUGUGUUGGCCCUGUGACGAGGUGGCGACUUGUCCAGGGUGUACCCCGCCUUCCGCCCGAAUGCAGCUGAGAUUGGCUCCAGCACCCCCCGCAACCUCGAAAGGGACAAGUGGUAGAAAAUGGAUGGAUGGAAGUCAUGUGAGUGAUUUCCACUACAGUCAAAGCACUGCCUGGUUUGAACACAUGGGGGUGCUAAAGGCCACAAAAAUACAAAGGGGUAUAUUUUAGUUAUUUGAACGCUUGCAAUAAACUGCAAUUUUAUGAGUCAGAAAUGUAUUAUUUGUUGCAUGAUUGCAGUCUGUCACGUGACUACCAGGAUUAGCUUCUGUGAUUAUAAGCUAUAGUCACAUAAGAACUACAGUCUUCUACUUAAAUAUGUACUCCAAUAUUUAUUUGCUUAAGCGUAUGCCAACUCUCGUGCCAGUGCUGCUGCCCGUCUUUUUUCCUCCGCGUAAGGGAAAUUAUUUUAUAGGCGUAAACCAUGAAGUACGCCACACACUCCCACAGGCAUGCAAGGGCCUCUUGCAGUCAGUCAUGCGGCUUACUGUGUGCAAUGCUGCACUUUAAUGCAACAACCAAUAUGGCCCCCAAACUGUUGUCGCAAUUAAUACUAAAGAGAAUUCAAUGCGGCAAUACUGGUCUGUAUGCACAGCCUGCUCACAUGACCACCUGUGUGAAGUUGCCCCCCGCUCCCCCCAUUGCAAAUAUUAAGAAACCACUGCCGUCUGUGCUGGUUUGUGCCGUAAUAUUUUUCGUUUGUGUUGUUAAUCACAAAAUGAUUCCCGAGCGCGGCCACCGCUGCUGCUCACAGCUCCCCUCACCUCUCAGGGGGUGACCAUGGGGAUGGGUCACAUGCAGAGGAUAAUUUCACCACACAUAGUGUGUGUGUGACUAUCGUUGGGAUUUUAACUUUACUUAAAGUUUUAAGGUAAUUUUUAACCGUGUUCAAAUCCCACCAAACUUAUCCUAAAUGUGAUGUGCGGAUGGAUGCUGAAAAGUCAAUACCACAAAUGUGUGUGAAUAAUAAAAUGUUAAUAGCAUUUAGGCCUGCAGUGACUAAUCGAAUAAAUUGAUUAAUUAUAUUUUAAGAAGAUUUGAUUCAUAUUGUGUUGCUUUGAUUAAGUGUUUAAUGAGUCUAACUCAUAACAUUUUAUGAAAUCCAAACCACAUGGGGUACCCGGAACUAAAAAUAUGUGAAAUUUGUUUUAGCACAGCCACUGCAAAGGAGUGCACAUGAGAACGGUGGUGUGUGUGGGCCGUGAUCGUUUUUUUUAUUUUUAUUAAUGCACGUGUGAAAUUUCAAUGUUGAUUAGGGAUGUGCGAUAUAUCUGGUUUUCUUUCCGAUCCGAUACCGAGUAAAAUUCUGGCGAGUAUUGGCGAUACCGAUCUGAUACCAAUACUUUGUGCAAAUAUACCUAAUGUGUCUGUUAAAUAAAAAAUAAA
Molecule: messenger RNA, 2344 nt
Organism: Entelurus aequoreus (snake pipefish)
Lineage: Eukaryota; Metazoa; Chordata; Actinopteri; Syngnathiformes; Syngnathidae
Product: protein N-lysine methyltransferase METTL21D-like
Exons: 5
Coding region: 36-710 (224 amino acids)
Biological process (GO): peptidyl-lysine methylation
Cellular component (GO): cytoplasm; cytosol
Molecular function (GO): protein-lysine N-methyltransferase activity
Source: RefSeq, a predicted model, not a curated record